UACUAAUGCGGAAUUUAAAAAGCUAUAGUCGCUGUAAAGAGGACGGGACACGAUUGGGGGCGUGGCAGUAGGCGGGACCCUUUUUUCUUUACCAAUGAUAUUACUCGAUACGCUAAAUGGCAGCGUUUUGACCCAAUGGAAUGUCUGGUGGGCGGUGAUCUUUACUGUCUCCGCCUUUAGCACCGCAGAUACCGCGUGUGGGGCUUUAAACUUUAAUAUCGUAGCUGAGAGUAGCGGCGGUCUCUGUGAUUUCCUUUCCUUCAGGUUUUUCUUCUAGGAUUUACACGGUCCGCACCGGAGACAUCAUGGGGAGAGGUAAGAAAAUGUCCAAGCCCAGUGAAGGAAGAAGUGGGGACGCACCGGAAAGCUGUCGAACCGGGGGAACCAAUGAGAACAACCCGAAAAUGAACGGGCAGGAUCUGGGACAUGGAGGGCAGUCAAAAAUCUACUCUUAUAUGAGCCCUACCAAAAUUAUCAGUGCAAGAGCUCCUCUUCAGGAAGAAAACUCGGUGACACAUGAGGGCAAAUAUCUGGCCAAAGCAUCUGUAGAUGUGCACAAGAAAGCAGAUGCUGAGAAAAUAAAACUUGCUGCCACAUCAGAAGUGGUGAAAGGCAUUGAACGCAAACAGAACGAGUGUAAUUCCACAGAAGCUAGUCCCGAACAAAAACAGUCAGUCACGGAGUCCCAUAAAAAAUCAUUGCCACCACUUGCUGCCAAGACGGAGCCUAAGAAGAUGGUGAAGACAAAAUCUAACAGAAGGAAGGUUUAUGGAACAAAAUCUCCAAACAGAAAAGUUACAGAUUAUUUCCCUGUCCGACGAAGCUGCAGAAAAAGCAAAAAAGAGCUGGAGGUAGAAGAAAAGAAGAGAAUAGAUGACCUUAUUCUAAAUGGCAUAGAACAUGGGAUGAAGAUCGAUAUGAUUACGGGCAAAGGGAGAGGGGUGUUUGCAACUAGGAACUUCCAUCGUGGCGAAUUUGUGGUGGAAUACCAUGGAGACCUCAUAGAGACAACAGAUGCAAAAAGGCGAGAGGCGUUAUAUGCUCAGGAUUCUUCCACUGGCUGCUACAUGUACUAUUUUCAGUAUCUGAAUAAAACUUACUGUGUUGACGCUACAAAAGAAACCAACCGUCUAGGGAGACUGAUAAAUCAUAGCAAGAAUGGAAAUUGCCUUACAAAAUUACAUGAUAUCAACAAUGUACCUCACCUUAUAUUGAUCGCAGCAAGGGACAUAAAGGCAGGAGAAGAACUGUUGUAUGACUAUGGAGAUCGAAGCAGGUCUUCCAUUGAAGCGCAUCCAUGGCUGAAGAACUGA
This is a messenger RNA of Hyla sarda, 1313 nucleotides long. It is a transcript of the gene KMT5A, whose product is annotated as lysine methyltransferase 5A. The record is from RefSeq and is a predicted model, not a curated record. Gene Ontology annotation, molecular function: histone H4K20 methyltransferase activity; protein binding. Bases 306 to 1313 code for a protein of 335 amino acids. The transcript has 8 exons. NCBI's taxonomy places the organism in Eukaryota, Metazoa, Chordata, Amphibia, Anura, Hylidae.